UAAACACAAAAAGAAAAAAGAAAAAGAAAAAAUUUCCCUGUUUUAUUCCGACAAGAAUAACAAUAAAAUCCUAGUACACCUCGUUCUCUUCCGACUUAUCCCAAACGCCCCGCGGUUUCCGCUUUGAAUUAUGCUCCUCUCUAUUCGCCCUUCUCUAUUCGCUAUUCUCCUGCCCCUCCUCCUUUCCCGCCACCUUCCAACCGCCGCCUCACGACCCGCCCCACCAUCCGACACGUGGCGCUCUUCCGAUCGCUUCAUGGACGCGGAGCGCGGGACCCACGUCGCCGGUUUAUCCGACCUGAAGCGCUACUUCUCCCGGUUCGGCUACCUCCCCGAACCCGACCCCGACGCGAACCCGACCGACGCGUUCGACGAUCGGCUCGAGACGGCGGUCUCGCUCUACCAAACCCGGCUCGGCCUCCGGGUCACCGGGAAGCUCGACGCUGCCACCCUCGCCGAGAUCACGACACCGCGAUGCGGCGUCCCCGACAACGCCACCUUGGCCCCGAGCCGGGCCCACUCGGUCGGCCGGUUCGCGUUCUUCCCGGGCGAGCCGCGGUGGGCCCGGUCCGGUCCAAUUGUGUUAACCUAUGCUGUCUCUCCAACUGCCACUAUACACUACUUGCCGCGCGGAACGGUGGAAGCAGUUUUCGACCUCGCGUUCGCUCGGUGGGCACAGGCGAUCCCCGUGCAAUUCACAAAAACCGCGAACUACGAAUCGGCGGAUGUUAAGAUAGGCUUUUAUUCGGGCGAUCACGGCGAUGGGGAGCCCUUCGACGGAGUGUUGGGCGUGCUGGCGCAUGCGUUCUCGCCCGAGAGCGGGCGCCUCCACCUCGACGCUGCGGAGACGUGGGCGGUGGACUUCAGAAGAGAGCGGUCGGCGGUGGCCGUGGAUUUGGAAUCGGUAGCGACGCACGAGAUCGGGCACGUGCUCGGGCUCGCUCACUCGGCGGUGAAAAACUCGGUUAUGUACCCAAGCCUGAGUCCGAGGACGAAGAAGGCGGAUUUAAGGGCCGACGACGUCGAAGGGGUGCAGGCGCUUUACGGGUCCAAUCCGGAUUUUAGUUUCAGCUCGCUCAUCGAGUCCGACACUACGGACUCCGGCUCGGCGGCUGCUAGGAGAGGUGGUGGAGUGAGAAGUAGUUGUAUGGGAUUUUUGCUUGUGUUGGUGCUAGUUAUUGUGAUUUAGUUUUAUUUUUUUAAUUUAUUUUUUAUCUAUUCGGAGAAAAUGAAAAGAUAUUCUAUGAACUUCUCUUUUAUUUUUAAAAUUUUAUUUUUUAAGAAAUCGGAUAGAAAAUGAUGUAAGAAUUAUGUAAAUUUGUAAUGUAAGGAAUUGAGGGAGAUGGAGUUUGCGGUGUAACCGCUCCUUCAAAUAUUGUAAAUGUAGUUUUUUUUUGUUUUCACCAUAAUUAAGUAGUGCAUGCGCUUUAUUUUUCUA
Molecule: messenger RNA, 1438 nt
Organism: Ananas comosus (pineapple)
Lineage: Eukaryota; Viridiplantae; Streptophyta; Magnoliopsida; Poales; Bromeliaceae
Product: metalloendoproteinase 1-MMP-like
Exons: 1
Coding region: 131-1189 (352 amino acids)
Biological process (GO): collagen catabolic process; extracellular matrix organization; proteolysis
Cellular component (GO): extracellular matrix
Molecular function (GO): metalloendopeptidase activity; zinc ion binding
Source: RefSeq, a predicted model, not a curated record